Molecule: messenger RNA, 2803 nt
Organism: Varroa destructor (honeybee mite)
Lineage: Eukaryota; Metazoa; Arthropoda; Arachnida; Mesostigmata; Varroidae
Source: RefSeq, a predicted model, not a curated record
UUCGUGUGUAAGAGGACGUCCGAAUCAUUCAAUGAGUUUUCUGUAUAUAAAAUUGUAAAAACGAGGUGCGUUUGCGAGUGGUCCACACUAUAUUGUGGAUGGACCCUCGCAGUUCGAUUACGGUGGUUCGGUUAAAGGAGCGGCAAUUUUUAAUACCGACCGAGGUGCUUCGUCGAUGCUGUCCCGCGCUACGACGGCAACUACCAUCGUCUAACGCCACAAUUACUCAUCUCGAACUUAGUGGCAUACCAGAAGCGACCUUUGAAACUUUGGUGUACUACUUUCGUACUGGUCGUGCUCCAGAGCUAAACAUACAAAACGUGAUCGACGUUUUUUGCACCGCAUCCGAUCUUGGAAUACGCCCUCUUGAAAAAAAAUGUUGGAAACAUGUAUUCAAGACGAUGUCGCGACAAGAGCAGUCGCUUCUUCUUUUGGUCGAGUCCGAAAGAGGUUUACAUAUGACACGGGACGAUACAUUACGUUUAAUGGAUGUCCUAGUGAAGAACUUCCGCAAAACAGUGAAUAGCGCCGCGUUUUUACAGCUAAGCGAGCGACAGGUUCGACAUCUGCUUACAUACCCGCCACUGCGGAAUGAACAUGGAAUCAACGCGACCUACAAAGCAGCCAUGCGGUGGUUGCACGCUGACUGUCGUGCUCGGCACGGUUACGUUGAGAGAUUAACGAGCGCUCUUGGCGACACACCAGAUCCAUCAUUGACGGAGAAGUUAACAAUCUGUCCAACAAUUGCCCGAGAGGUAUCAAAGUUAUCACUGGAGAGUCCCUCACCUCCAUCACCUAAACUUGUAUAUGGGAUAAGCGCUAUGAACGAAGCGAAGGUCAACGUUAAGCAGCCAGAAUCAAAUAUAGAAGCCAAGCCCGAAUUUCCUGCUGAACCCAUCGUAGCAGAGACGGCGCCUCAAUCAAAAGCGGCUGAGACGCAACUGAAGUCUCCGUUUUCGCAUCCGAAAGAAAAAUUUCUAGUUCGAGUUGACGAAAGGCCAAAGAAGGGGAGAAUUUCACGGUCAAUUAAAGAGACAAGAGCUUCUAAACGUUCUAGCAAAGAGAAGAUAAGUCUUCGGAACUCGUUCCAGGAGACAAGCCAGGAGCAUGACUUUGGGAGGCCUCACGCACGCGAGAAGCGGAUUGUAGGCCUUGUAGGCGGAAGGACCGAACCUUCACCAAAGGCGAGCGAACUCCAAAGAGUAACAAAAUCUCGUCACCAAGAAUAUGAACUAAAUUUUAGAACACCAUCAAGAACAGCGCGAAUCCCAACGUAUUUAAAACUAACGCGAGGCAGGAGUUGGCAACGUAAGCCAGACGGAGAAAGAGAGAUCGACUCAUCAUUGACUAAUGCUGAACGGGAGCCAUCGAAGAGAAGACGAUCACUUGAUGAAGCUAGGCUCAAGUUCAAAAGGGACCGUGAAAAUGGGCGGCGGAUAUUACAGACAAGUGGGCGAAGAAUGCAUGACGAUUAUUAUGAAUGGAGUACCGUUGGAUCAAGGCAAAGAGGCGUCCAUUAUCAGCAUCGAACAAACACGCACGGAUCCAAACCAUACAUGCACGAAUCUGAACCCUAUAUACACUACUCUGCAAAUUCCAGUGACAUGGCAAUUCCUAAAUUUUCCAGAAAGUCUAAGUCGCGAAGGCCGAGUAAUCAGUCAGCGACGUUAAAAAAAGUAGAGAACUUUGACCUAACAGAAGAAAGUGCGAAGCAGGCCCUUCGUGGAGGUCGCUACGACCAGCGCCACGUCGCUGGAAGCACCGCUGACACAAAGAUCAGUGAGGCAAAAAUCUUUGAUAAGACGGCGAUUCUUAAGCCUAAGACAAAAGUUCGUUUAAAAGACAAAGCCGGAAGAAAGAAGAUAGCUUACAACAUCACCAUAAAAGACAACAUAAGCCAGAAAAGCCGGCGACGAUCAAUGAAACUACCAAGAACACCGAAUGUCUCUGGAGCAGAGUCUUAUGCCUCCACGAUGAGAAAUAAAAAAUCAUGCCGCCCUGUGAAGGUUACGCAAAGCUUUUUGAGAUCAGGCAGGCACGGCAGGCCAUCCAAGCCCAAUCCAGCCACAGUGACAGGCAAACGUUACAAAAAGGGAAAAUGCGUCAUCUGCUAGGAGACGAGGAUGUUCGAUAAUUGUAAUAUAAUAAUGUAUACGUUUGGCUGGCAAUUUCCAGUGGCUUUCAUAAAGGAAGUGUGUUACAAAUUGUUUCACAAAUUGUUAUUUUUUAUCGACCGUUUGACUGGGAGAUGAUAUAAGCUGCCAUUCAUUCACCCUGUCGUGUCAGCGAGGCGCACGUAUAGUCCUAGUAUAUUUAUACGAAAUUAAGCUGGUUGAAGCAAAGGGUUCGAAUCUCUAGUGACGAUGAAUUUACGAUGAUUGCUCGUAAAACUGAUGAUGAUCUUUGUGGUGCAUUAUCCAUUUCUGAACUCAAGUAGUACAUAGAGAGAUGUCAAUUGUAAACUACAGAAAACCAUGCGAUAGCCUAUAGCUGCUCUGUGUAGCGUACUCUUAAACUUUUUUCUAAUUUAACAGACGUACAGUUAGAGAUCAGACAUUUUUUAAAAUAUUAUACGAAAUAUUUUUGCUUCCAUAUGAAUAAUAACAAUAAAUGACGAUCAGAUAUACAGAGAACACAAGUUCGGUACAGUUUAUUAAUUAUUACACGAUCAUUUUUUUUUGUUAGCCCGGCUUAUUUAUGAACGUGCUCGUCGCUUCAUCACCAUGAUGAGAUUACAUCGAUGCGGGACGCCCUUAAAAUGGCGCUUUUGACGCUCGCUCGCCAGAUGAUUUCAAAAAAAAAA